Molecule: messenger RNA, 1357 nt
Organism: Ornithodoros turicata
Lineage: Eukaryota; Metazoa; Arthropoda; Arachnida; Ixodida; Argasidae
Product: adenosine 5'-monophosphoramidase HINT3-like
Exons: 5
Coding region: 217-669 (150 amino acids)
Molecular function (GO): catalytic activity
Source: RefSeq, a predicted model, not a curated record
ACUUGUCAGCUAGCUUGCCAGCUUCGUCAUUUUCGUACAUCGUCGUUGUCGCCCCGAGGAAAUUUAAUUUAGCAAGGGACGAGAUAUUUCUGCCGUUAUAUUAUCUAUGCCUCGAAAACGUGGUCAUGACGUUCUGUAGCUGAGACUUGGCCUUGGAGUUGUGCACGCGGAAGUAGGAAGGAAAAGGCCUUUCAAUCCACAACACCUCACUUUCGAAUGGAAGGACCAGAUACUUUGAGUGGAUCACACUCGUGCAUAUUCUGCAGGAUCGUUAGAAGAGAAGAUCCCAAGACCGUAGUGCUGUUCCAGGACGAGGACCAUGUCGUGUUCAGAGAUAUUCAUCCCGCUGCAAAGCACCACUAUCUCGUCAUUCCAAAGAGGCAUAUUAAAGACCCCAAGUGUCUCACACAUUCAGAUAUUCCCUUAGUUCAAAGACUCGUUGAAGUUGGCAAGCAAGUUCUCCAACAACAGGGAGGAGCGGUGGAUUCAUUAAGGGUGGGAUUUCAUUGGCCUCCAUUUAAUAGUAUCGCACACCUCCACUUACAUGUGAUAUCUCCUGUGGAAGAGCUGUCGUACAUUGGGAAAUUUGUUUACAUGCCAGGAUCUCUAUGGUUCUGCACAGCAGAAGAUACCCUAGCUUACUUGGAGAAGAUGGGACCAACUGCUUGACCUGGUGCUUCAUGUGCAAUUUGUGACACACCAAUCAGUAUUUAUGUUUAGGAUGAUGUUUAUUUGUCACUACUGUUGGUUAUGAAGGGUCAGAUUAUUGAGUCUUUUGUUGACCUUCAAACAGGACUGCUAGAUAGAAGUGCUUCUAUUGAGCAUCAUUAUUUUGCACACUUGUGUGCAAUUUGCAGCAUUCAGGUAUUUUCAGAGCGCUGAUUACAGAUUAAAGUACAAGCAUCCUUGCAGUCUGUGGUAUCGGGUACUUUGCAAAUGUUAUCUGCGAUUAUCUAUGUGCACAGAGAAUCAUGGACCCUGAACAGUGCAAUUUAUUACAGGGCCUUUUCGGGCAUUGCAAUUUUUCAACUGAGUCAGUGCAGUUCUACACAUUCUCUCUGCCGGUUUUAAAAACAAAGGGCAGCUACCUGAGCCAAAGCUGCCAUUUUUAUAGAAUAGUUUUCAAGUACUGGGCCGAUAUGUAUGGUACGGCAACAGUAAUAAAUACAAUUUAGGACCCUGCAGGUAAGAUGCAAGCAGUGCAUGUGGGCUUUAAUAGCAUAGAUAGGGAUUGAGAUCUACCAGAAUUUCAGAGAUGACUAAUGGUGCUAUUUACAUGAUUAUGAGGUUGUAAUCUUGUCAUAUUUUGCUCUUGCAUGCAAAUAUUUAUGAAUGACAAAUAAAAGUAUACUGACAA